Ctenocephalides felis (cat flea) is the source of this 1374-nucleotide messenger RNA. RefSeq lists its product as uncharacterized. NCBI's taxonomy places the organism in Eukaryota, Metazoa, Arthropoda, Insecta, Siphonaptera, Pulicidae. The transcript has 8 exons. Gene Ontology annotation, biological process: synapse organization. Bases 334 to 1314 code for a protein of 326 amino acids. Gene Ontology annotation, cellular component: neuron projection membrane. The record is from RefSeq and is a predicted model, not a curated record.
GUCAAAUAUUAGCUUGUGGUCAAAAAAUUUGCCCGGUGUCGACUGGUAGUGAUUGUUUUUGUCGAUUUUUGAGCUACUUUUCAAUCCGAGUUUUUUUUUAUCGUUUUUUUAAUGUUUAUGUAGUGUUUUAUAAAGAUUCUAGUGCAGUGUUAGUGUCUUGUUUACGGUACCUGGUUCCUGGUCAGCUCUACUGGAAAUCACAAGACAACUAAUUGGUAAUCUGGAUGCUUCAGAAGAAACGGUGAUUUUAGUCAAAGAUAGUGAAAAAGUGUUUCAAACACUAGUAAUGAUUGACCAUGUAGAGGCUGUUUUGGUUUUCGUUCUCGAGAUUCGAUGAAUCUUUUUGCUAUUCGAACAUCGGAGUCUCCAAGAAGCAAAAUCAACAGAAAGGAGAAUUGUCCACAACAAAUCAUGUUAAGGAGAGCGGUUUCUCAAUGGAUAACCGCCUUGGCGGUUCUUCUAUUGAUACAUUACGCAUUUAUGACAUCUCUAGAACCAGAAUUUCCGAAUGCGGAUUUAAAACAACGUUCUAGAAGAUCUCAUUCGCGAAGUUCGAAAGGAAGCAAUGUCAAUUCCAUAAGCAGCGCAGGCCAAAACGGGGUCUUUGUUACGGGAAAUGCAACAAGAGUAGUCGCACAGAGAAACGGCUUGGCAGUCCUUCCUUGUACUGUGAAGAGAUCCACCCAAGGAACGGUGACGUGGAUCCGCAGACGAGACUUCCAGCUCUUAACCGUUGGCACGGCGACUUAUUCAAGCGACGAGCGAUUUUUCGUUGAACAUGUUCGCCAUUUGGGCAACUGGCCUCUUCAAAUAAAGUCUGCUAAGCUGGAAGAUGCCGGCACGUACGAGUGCCAGAUUUCGACGCACCCGCCUGCCAGCAUUUUUAUACACCUCAAAGUAGUAGAAGCCGUAGCUCAAAUCACGGGAGCGCCCGAUCUGCACAUAAGAGAGGGUUCUACUUUACGACUAGUGUGCUCGAUAAAAGGAGCGACGGAAGCGCCUUUAUAUGUUUUUUGGUACCACGCUUCAAGGAUGGUGAACUACGACGGCGCCCGAGGUUUUAUCGUGACGGGCGAGAGAGGCGCUAGUGUGCUUACAGUUCCGGAAGCAAAUAAAACGGUGCACAGCGGAAAUUUCACUUGCGCGCCAUCCAACGCCAGACAGGCCAGCAUCACGGUACACGUAUUAAACGGUGAAAAACCAGCAGCAAUGCAGCAUGCAAACACAAGCACUUCGAGUUCAGAAAUGAUUUUUCCAAAAUUAUGGGCAAUAGUUUCGACGUCUUUGUAUCUCAGCCUAAAUUCCAACAGAUGAAUUUAAUAAAAAUUCACUUAAAAUUUCUUCAAUGAUAUAUCAUUAACAGGUAACUAACUA